Molecule: messenger RNA, 1400 nt
Organism: Magallana angulata
Lineage: Eukaryota; Metazoa; Mollusca; Bivalvia; Ostreida; Ostreidae
Product: probable palmitoyltransferase ZDHHC24
Exons: 2
Coding region: 110-1024 (304 amino acids)
Biological process (GO): peptidyl-L-cysteine S-palmitoylation; protein targeting to membrane
Cellular component (GO): endoplasmic reticulum; Golgi apparatus
Molecular function (GO): protein-cysteine S-palmitoyltransferase activity
Source: RefSeq, a predicted model, not a curated record
UAUGGAUAUAGAUUAAACUUCCGGUCAAACGUGCACGCACCGGUCAACCACUUUACAACAAGAUCCUGCUGUCGACAAGUCGGACAACGCAUUUUCAGUAAAUAAAGAAAUGGAAGUCAGGGAGCGAAAGGCACAAACACCAUUAAAAGAAAAACUAUCUGACCAUUACCGCAAAAGAGAUUUCACGCCGAAGAAAAAAGAUGUAAGCAAAUUAGGAAUUGCGUUUUUCUGGGGAAUGACCAUUUCACUGUUCCUUGAAUCGGUGUUUUACCUCAUUCCACACAUUUAUAGUGGCUGGAACAUGGUUAUAUUUAUUCUUUUGGCCAUCUUCACACUGUUUUUAACAACGAUAAAUUGGAUGGGGAUGUUUUUUGGAAGCACUGGCUUCGUUGACAAGGAGCUGAGCAAGAAGCAUUUUCCACAAGCCACAGAAACUCCACGGGGAUGGAAGUAUUGCCCUACUUGUCAGGUUGAUGCUCCACCUAGAUCAUUCCAUUGUACCCAUUGCAAUGCCUGCAUACUGAAAAGAGACCAUCAUUGUUUCUUUAGCGACUCGUGUAUUGGAUUCUACAAUCAAAGAUUUUUCAUUCUCUACAUUGUAUACAUGGUAUGGGGCAAUAUAUGGGCUCUAUACCUCCAGAUAACUUAUUUGAAUGAUGUAUAUCCACUGAAUUCUUUUUAUGAUUUCUUCUCAUUUUUCCCACUGGUCGCAAUAGUUCAAUUUUUACUGGGAAAUUUUUCAAUCCUCAAUGCCAUCUUAAUGAUACAGAUUCCACUUUGCUGUUUGUGUUUGUGUGCUGCAGUGUUUUUUCUAUUGUUUGAACUGAUGUUAAUACUGAAAGGUGUGACAUCCUAUGAAUCUCAUAGAACUGGUCCCAUUUAUGACCAAGGAAUUGGCAACAACAUUCGCUCUGUAUUUGGACCCAUCAAAACAAUUCCAUUACAAAUCCUGUUUCCAUUAUUCCGAGUGGACCAACAAAGUGAUGGUUCUCAAUGGGAAAUCACAAAAACUAAAGGUCAUUAAAAUUUACAUAUAUUUAUGUAAACUACAAUUAAUGUAUUCACAUCAGAAAGGUUCAGUUGAUGUUUUCAUUUUAAGCAUAAUACAACUUUAUUUAUAAAAUCAAAAUGUGUAUGCAUUAUACAAUCAAGGGCAUUUUGAUAUUUUGUUCGACAGUUGUCUGAAAGAGGGAGAACGAUGUUUUUCCAUUUUAUAAGGUUUUUCAUGUUAUGGUUGGUUUGACUGUGUACUGAUAUACAUUGUAUUCUGAAAAUGAUUGUCAAUAUACAUGUAGAUCUCUAUCCUUUAUUUUUUUAUGUAAAAAAAUCUAUAUAUCUAUAUAUUUGUACUUUUUCUAUUGUAAAUUUAUUCUCUGGAAAAUAAAAAUAUUUUGAGAGAC